UUUUCAUUUUGAAGUCAAAAAGCACCAUGGCGACGACCUCUCUGGGAGCAGCGCCUCCAUGCCGACGCUCGUUUGGUGGCAAAGCAGGGACGUGGUUUACCAGGAGGAAACCGCGCAAUGAUACCUCGACCUUGAAGAAAACGAAUGGCGAGCUCUCUUCGCAACCCAAUGCGACCAUUGAAUGGGACCAUGACAAGUGCCGUCCUAUUUUCAAACAAGCCGUGCCGCCCAAAGAGCCAUCGAAUGAAGAACAAGAUACUGACAGGAAUACUACAGUAGCGAGAAAGCACGAUGGGAUCAACAUUCGCUUGGAUUUUUCCGAUGGUAUGGAGAAGACUACUACUUCUACCAGUACUAACGAGUCCAAUGAAGAAGCACCGACCAAACCCAAGGAUCCUUUUGACAGCAAGAAGAGACAUCAAAAGUCCUACGGAAUCAGGUCUCGCAACAAGAAGAGACAGAAGAAGUGCAGUGAGUUGGAUUCGCUGAAUGAUUCCGACGAUGACGAAUCGUAUUGUGUGGGCAUGCUGUCACAACCACAGGAUUUUCAGCCGUUGAAUAAUCGAGGAAGCACGAAGAAUGAGUCGGAAGAGGAAGAUGACAAUCACACAAGCACAACAAUCGACACGGUGACACUGGCCAGAAGAGUCAGCACGGGAAGCUGUUUGAGUCUGGAAAACAAAGUCGAAAAGGAUACAUUUGCAUUUCGAGAUGACGACCCCGUGGACGACAAAAAGAGGACUCUUGUCCAGUCGCUCUGCGAGACUCCACAAACAGCGUCUCUCCGCGUCCAUCGGGAGUUCUUUGAACGACUAGAUCGGGAUCAUCAAUUGACUAUCGCUGCCGAGCCCAGCACUUGUCGUCGUCUGCGCCGUCACGAGACCACGGGUCGUUCCACGUAUGGGGUCAAUUCGAAAAAGCAUCUCUUGACGGUGGCCCCCAAAUUGACCCAAGAGUACAAUGAAUACAAAGUGGCGUGCGAGGAAUCCAACGUGACCCCCAUUCCAAAGGAAACCUAUUCUGCAAACCGUUCUCAAUACUUUGAGUCAGCGUCGGAGCUUUAUGAUGGGUUCCUGGAUGAGUGAGCCGACAAUAAUGCAAAAGCAAAAGAGGCAACACUGCUGUAAUCUAUGGUAGAGCAGCCGGACAGUAGGUACAGAUGAGCAACAAGCAUACUGGAGUUCAACAAGUCUUUAAUAGUUAAGAGUUAGUAGCAGUUUUGUUGCUGUAACUGUGACCAGUUCUCUAGUUCGGGUACGAGGUACAGUAGUACUGUAGAAUUGCAUGGCUUCAAUGGAGAACAGAACGUACCGGUACUUGUUAAUGAUGCUGUCCUGGUUAGACGAGGACAGAUCGACGGAUCAUACUGGC
This is a messenger RNA of Seminavis robusta, 1371 nucleotides long. The record is from the annotation of a GenBank genome assembly. NCBI's taxonomy places the organism in Eukaryota, Bacillariophyta, Bacillariophyceae, Naviculales, Naviculaceae.